Molecule: messenger RNA, 2077 nt
Organism: Monopterus albus (swamp eel)
Lineage: Eukaryota; Metazoa; Chordata; Actinopteri; Synbranchiformes; Synbranchidae
Product: butyrophilin subfamily 1 member A1
Exons: 10
Coding region: 131-1372 (413 amino acids)
Molecular function (GO): protein binding
Source: RefSeq, a predicted model, not a curated record
GUGGUGUGGAUGAAGGGUGGCGGAGGAUCACUACAUCGAUUUAGCUGGAGCAUCCCAGAAGAGCAGCGGAAAGUUGACUACCGAAAGGAAACUACUCCCAAAACAAGGGCCUCGCUCUCCAGCUGCCAGCAUGAUGAAGGACUGCCUGCAGUUCCUUAUCAAGCCAGCCAAAAAGCUCAAAAUCCGGCUCAAGGCACGGGAGUCUCAUAAGCGAGUGAGACUUGAGAAGAAGGAGCUGCUGGUGGAAAAUCAGUUAUUUAUUAUGGAAUUAGCUCGAGAACUCAACAAAAUUUGUCAGAGGUCAAACAUCCUCAGUCACAUCUGGACCAGCGAGGACAUCUGGCCAGCCAGUGUGUGUUGUGAUUUUAUCAUGGAAUGGGCGGCAGUGUUAGACAAGAGAAUGCAGUCAAGGAUCAUCCUGUCCGACUGCCAGUAUGAGAAGCCAGGGAAAAAAGACUGGAAGGGUCACCUCGUCUGCAUGCCGGAGGCCAGAGGGGAGUAUGACAUGGGACCCCACAAAAGGGUCAUCAUGGAUUGGACAUGGGCGAUUAAAAGUAGACCUCAGCCCCCUGUCUGGCCAGGUGAGCCAGUGCUCAUGAUGCUGGAUGACCUGGAGUUCCAGUGGAAGAGGGGCUGUCUGCCCAACCUGCUCCCAGCCAUGGAGCUUGUCAUGCUGGCCAUGCUUAAUGCCGACAGCCCUGUAAAGGAGGAUGUGACUAAGCAGUGGCUGGUGAGAAAGCAGAGGAGCCAGAGGAGUGACGCUGUCCGCUACAUCCCCCACUGUGUAUGGAACUGGAUUUGCGAUGCAGCAGAGGACGUCACUCUGGACUCCUACUCAGCCAACCCAGACCUGCUCAUCUCCAGUGAUGAAAAGCGCAUGCGGUGUGGCCUGGAGCGCCGUGACCUCCCGCAAUGCCAGCGACGCUUUGAUGGCUGGUGGUGUGCUGUAGGCAAGAAGGGCUUCACCUCUGGACGCCACUAUUGGGAGGUGGAGGUGGGCAAGCAGGACUGGCGGCUGGGCGUGACUAAAGCAUCUGCAGUGAGGCAGGGCUUCCGCUCGCUCAACACAGAUACAGGCCACCUGACCCUGCGUCUGGAGAGGGGCACAGAUCUGAAAGCUCUGACCGUGCCUUCCACCCCGCUGCCCCAGAGCUUGGUGCCCAAGAAAGUUGGGGUGUACCUGGACUAUGAGCAGGGCCAGCUGUCCUUCUAUGAUGCAGAGAAGCGCUCUCACCUGUACACCUACAACCAGAAGUUCAGUGAGGAACUGUACCCCGUGUUUGGGACAACAGAAGUUGUCAAAGAGCUCGUGAUCAGGCCUGUGGCUGUCAGACAGCCAUGCCUCUGCCCUGGGCCCUGCCGCUGGAACUGACCUGCUAAAUGCACUUUACUGUUCAAUCCUGAUCCUCAGCAGCUCACAGACUCAUUCUGGCCCAUUAUUUAGUGAAUUUGAAUCCUGUGUGCUGGCUCUGGACUAAAAGUCUGACUCUUUCUGCAGGUUGCCUUGUGAGAUCAGGGAUGUGAGCUGUCAUCAUUGUGAACUAUACUUUCUGUUACUCUGCCUUCAUAGAAACAUGCAACUAUUUGUGUUAAGAUGAAUAUUUUAAUGGUGUCAGGACAAAAACCUCAGAACCGCCUUGUUUUUAGCUGAGUGAAAAUGAUUUUUUCACUCUCCAGUAAAGUUUGACAGAGGAUUAGAAGUCAAAUAAUUUAGAGUGUAAAGAUGAAAAACACCAGUCAUGUCAUUGUCAUGUCACUACAGUCAUAUGGACAAGAAAAAACAUUUCUUAGAGAUGAAGAAGUACUUGCAGACUAACUUCCAAACUGUAAAGGCACCGCACCGUGGAAAGGAUGUGUGACCAGCUACUUAGAGCCUCAGUGCAGCUAAUGAGAGCUUUUUAACACUGGAAGGCAGAUAAUUACAGACUGGGUUGACACGUGAAGAGUUAAUUGCGUUUUCUUUUUUUUGUCUCAAGCUUCCUGCAAACAUUUGUCCAGCAUGGGCAGCUGUGGUUUUGUUUCUGCGUGUAAUAUAAAGACGACCCUUUUCUCUCAAAUAUAAAAAAUGAUCAGUAAA